GACCGCAACACUGGUGUAUCAGACUGAUCAACACGACCUGUACUGACAAACCUGCCUGCAAACAUGGCCAGCCAAAGCUCAUGUAGUGCUGUCAUGGAUGAGCUGAAACUGAUAUUAGUGGGGAUGAGUGGAGUAGGAAAGAGUGCAGCAGGAAACACCAUCCUGGGGAGAGAGGAGUUUGAAUCUGAGACCAGCCCCUCAUCUCUGACCCUGACGAGCGAGGGAAGAGAAGGAGAAGUGUGUGGCAGAAGAGUCCUUGUGGUGGACACUCCAGGCCUCUGCAGCACUGAGCUGUCAGAGGAGAAGCUGAGAGAGGAGAUGCAGAGAGCCAUGUCUCUGUGUGACCCCAGGCUCCACGCUUUCCUCCUGGUCGUACAGCUGGGAAGAUUCACUCAGCAGGAGAAGAGAGUUAUGGAGACCCUGCAGGAGCUCUUCCCCGAGGGAGUGAAUCAGCACACCAUGGUCCUCUUCACUUAUGGAGACCAACUGAAAAAAAAAACCAUUCAAGAGUUCAUCAGCAGCGACACAAACCUACAGCAGCUCCUUGAGAAGUGUGGGAAUCGAUACCAUGUCUUUAACAACCAGCAAAUGGAGGAUCAUUCUCAGGUCUCAGAGCUGCUGUGGAAGGUUGAUAAGAUGGUGGCCAGUGAGAUGAACACAACGGUGGAAGAAGAAGCCAAAGAGAAAAAGAGAACUGUUAAAGCAGAAAGGGCUGUCAUGGAUGAGCUGAAACUGAUAUUAGUGGGGAUGAGUGGAGUAGGAAAGAGUGCAGCAGGAAACACCAUCCUGGGGAGAGAGGAGUUUGAAUCUGAGACCAGCCCCUCAUCUCUGACCCUGACAAGUGAGGGAAGAGAAGGAGAAGUGUGUGGCAGAAGAGUCCUUGUGGUGGACACUCCAGGCCUCUGCAACACUGAGCUGUCAGAGGAGAAGCUGAGAGAGGAGAUGCAGAGAGCCGUGUCUCUGUGUGACCCCAGGCUCCACGCUUUCCUCCUGGUCAUACAGUUGGGAAGAUUCACUCAGCAGGAGAAGAGAGUUAUGGAGACCCUGCAGGAGCUCUUCUCCGAGGGAGUGAAUCAGCGCACCAUGGUCCUCUUCACUUAUGGAGACAAACUGAAAAAAAAAACCAUUCAAGAGUUCAUCAGCAGCGACACAAACCUGCAGCAGCUCCUAGAGAAGUGUGGGAAUCGAUACCAUGUCUUUAACAACCAGCAAAUGGAGGAUCAUUCUCAGGUCUCAGAGCUGCUGCGGAAGGUUGAUAAGAUGGUGGCCAGUGAGAUGAACACAACGGUGGAAGAAGAAGCCAAAGAGAAAAAGAGAACUGUUAAAGCAGAAAGGGCUGUCAUGGAUGAGCUGAAACUGAUAUUAGUGGGGAUGAGUGGAGUAGGAAAGAGUGCAGCAGGAAACACCAUCCUGGGGAGAGAGGAGUUUGAAUCUGAGACCAGCCCCUCAUCUCUGACCCUGACAAGCGAGGGAAGAGAAGGAGAAGUGUGUGGCAGAAGAGUCCUUGUGGUGGACACUCCAGGCCUCUGCAACACUGAGAUCUCAGGGGAGAAGCUGAGAGAGGAGAUGCAGACAGCCCUGGCUUUGUGUGACCCUGGACCCCACGCUUUCCUCCUGGUCGUACAGCUGGGAAGAUUCACUCAGCAGGACAAGAGAGUCAUGGAGACCCUGCAGGAGCUCUUCCCUGAGGGAGUGAAUCAGCGCACCAUGGUCCUCUUCACUUAUGGAGACAAACUGAAAAAAAAAAACCAUUCAAGAGUUCAUCAGCAGCGACACAAACCUGCAGCAGCUCCUAGAGAAGUGUGGGAAUCGAUACCAUGUCUUUAACAACCAGCAAAUGGAGGAUCAU
Molecule: messenger RNA, 1849 nt
Organism: Anguilla anguilla (European eel)
Lineage: Eukaryota; Metazoa; Chordata; Actinopteri; Anguilliformes; Anguillidae
Product: GTPase IMAP family member 8-like
Exons: 4
Coding region: 64-1827 (587 amino acids)
Molecular function (GO): GTP binding
Source: RefSeq, a predicted model, not a curated record